Molecule: messenger RNA, 1820 nt
Organism: Triticum aestivum (bread wheat)
Lineage: Eukaryota; Viridiplantae; Streptophyta; Magnoliopsida; Poales; Poaceae
Product: obtusifoliol 14-alpha demethylase-like
Exons: 3
Coding region: 198-1673 (491 amino acids)
Molecular function (GO): oxidoreductase activity, acting on paired donors, with incorporation or reduction of molecular oxygen; monooxygenase activity; iron ion binding
Source: RefSeq, a predicted model, not a curated record
GUUGGCCAUCGCCUUAGCAGUUUAUGCUUCUUCGCGGGUACUACUCCUGACUCCUGUUAUAUAUAUGUGACAGACUGACAGGGUUGUGUGGUCAUAUGGAGUUUGGAAGGAAAUCUUGGGUGGCUGCAGUCCUCUGAUCCUUCUCAUUCUGGAGGCGUAUUCAGUACAAACCAAUAUUCUGGUUGGUGAUUGUCAGCAUGGAGAUGGCAAGUAGCGCCAAGUGGUUUGCUGUGGCUCUUGUUUUCAUCACUGUGAUCCUACUCAGGGUCAUAAGAGGAAGGAGGAUGGCCGCUGCUCCAGCCAGUGAGAAACCACCUCCACCUGUGGUGAAUGGUUUUGCUUUACUAGGACUUCUACCUAGGCUUCUUACAAUGGACCUUCGAACUAAGAUAAAUUGCCUGCACGAUAAGUAUGGCAGUGUGUUCACAGUUAGUCCUUUUGGACUAACUAAUGUAACCUUUCUGAUCGGCCCGGAGGUCCAAUCCCAUUUCUUUCAAGGGUUGGAGUCAGAGAUUAACCAUGGCAAUCUUCUUGAGUUCCUUGUGCCGAUGUUUGGACAAGAGAUAGGUCAAGGUGUCGAUGCAGCCACUCGGACUGAGCAGUCCCGCUUUUAUCUCGAUGCAUUAAAGCAAUCCAAGUUGAGGAGACAUCUUGAUCCAAUGCUUCAAGAGGUCGAGAGCUACUUUGGCAAAUGGGGCCUGGAAGGAGAAGUUGAUUUAAAACAUGAGUUUGAAGAGUUGCUCAUGUUGAUAUCGAGCCGAUGUCUACUAGGAAAAGAGGUUCGGGAGAAGAUGUUUGAUGAGUUCUAUAAACUAUUUCGUGAUGUCGAAAAUGGAGUGAACAUGAUCAGUGUCUUCUUCCCAUAUAUUCCAAUUCCUGCAAACCGUAGGCGUGACAAAGCACGUCUUAAGCUCAUCGAAUUACUUUCUGGAACUGUGAGGUCACGUAAGAGCUCCCCCUCAGUGGAGGAAGAUGUGCUACAAAGAUUGAUAGAUUCCAAGUAUAAAGACGGCCGCUCCACAACGGAAACAGAGGUAACCGGGAUGAUCAUUGCAUUGAUCUUUGGUGGAAAGCACACAAGUUCCCUCGCUAGUACCUGGACCGGAGCUUGCCUACUCACCCAUCCAAAGUUCUUAGCGGCUGCAUCCCAGGAGCAAAAGGAAAUCAUGAUGAAAUACGAGGACAAAAUAGAAUAUGAUGCCUUGUUAGAGAUGAAUACCCUUCAUAAUUGUAUCAAAGAGGCACUUCGGUUGAACCCACCAACAACAAUGUUGGUUCGCAAGGCACUUAAACAUUUCACAGUGCGGACAAGACAAGGCCAAGAGUAUGGCAUUCCCAAGGGGCAUACUCUUGCAAGUCCCAUAAUACAAAACAAUUACUUGCCUUACAUUUAUAAGGACCCCGAGGUAUAUGAUCCAGAUCGGUUUGGUCCCGUAAGGCAGGAGGACGUGGUUGGCGGCAAGUUUUCUUAUACAUCCUUUGGUGGUGGAAGGCAUUUUUGCAGUGGGGAUGCCUAUGCUUACAUGCAAGUUAAAGUUAUAUGGAGCCACUUGCUCAACAACUUUGAUCUCAAAUUAUUAUCUCCUUAUCCCAAGACUGACUGGAGUAAGUUAAUCCCAGAGCCUCAAGGGAAUAUGAUGGUUAGCUACAAGAGACGCCAGCUGCUAGGCUAGCUUGCUAUAUAUAUCAUUUGCAUGAGGAGCACCGGCUUGCAUGCUUGUGUUUGUAUGGGUGCAUCACUUAUUACUUGUAUUUGUGUAUGUUUUUAUGAUUGUAAUAAUUUUCAGUAACCCUUGGAUGAGCUAUAUAUGGUCUUCUCA